AUGUACCCACUUCAAGGUACGGAAAACGACACAAGUCGCUGUGAUAAUGGAGACGCCCAAUACUUUGACGAUGGGAAGACGUUAUCCUGGCCAAUAAGGGCACCGGGUUUCCCUGUGAAUAAACGGACAAGAGUUAUUCGGAUAACGAAUAAUGAUGGAAACUUUAAGUUGAAGGAUCUGACAAUGAUAAUCCAUUUUAGAGCAGCUGACCUCGGUAUGAGGACACUUGCCCAAUUUGUUGCACAUGACAAACCAAUUCUCCUACUUUCAUUAGACGACCGCGACCUCCAUUUUUCACUGUACUCAAAAUGUGAAAACAAUAUGCGAAUUAAGAAGCUGAAGUUAGCGACGAGCAUGAAAAUAAAAAACUGGACAUUUGCAGCAGUUACCUACAAUCAAACAUCAGGAUAUGCCACGCUUUACGCAAGCGAUGGCUCUACCCAUAGUGCGCACUGGGGUUAUGUGAAUAUACAGGAGCCACAAGUUAUAUAUUUGGGUAAUAACAUUAAAUUUAUGAGUGAAGCUUCUGAUCAAGAUGAACAGGAGAUACCUGAGAAUUUUUCUGGAAAAAUGAGGUGCUUCAUUCUCUACCGCCGGGCUCUUGACUUUUCUCAAAUAACUAAAGUGGAGAGUUUUUGCCGCAAGAUAGCGUUGAAAGGUAACGAUACUGAUGAUGACGAAAGCCAUGCUGAUGAUAGAAUAGAAUUUCAAAGGUAUUAUGUAUUUGUUCCAAUGGUAGAGUCCCCAGGAAUCGCCUUCAUCACAAUUGGCCAGAAGGAUGGAAGCAGAAACAUAGUCGUAUCGACACUGCUGAAGUAUUUGCCGCUAUACCUGGUUUGUUUAAUGAUGGCUUACGUAGCUGGUAUCAUCAUCUGGGCCCUGGAAACAAGCCGGGAUGACGGUUUCGCCCACUCAUUCAUCAAGGGGGCUGUUGAAGGAUUUUGGUUUUCCUUCAUUUCCAUGACAACAGUCGGGUACGGUGAUAGAGUGCCUGUGGGGUUCUGGUCAAGGCUGUUCGCGGUGGUCUGGAUUUUAACUGGCCUAGUUAUGGCCUCUGUACUUAUAGGAGUACUGGCUACCUCGCUGACAUUCCACACGAUAGGAAAAGAUGUAAUUUUGUACGGCACAAAGGUGACGGUUCUAACUGAUUCACCGGCCCAUAGACUUGGAGUCAGAAGAAACGCUCGCAUCAAGCCACAAGACACUCUACAAGAGGCCUAUAAAUCUCUUGGGCAAGGUGAAGUCAAUGGACUGUUGUUAGAUGCCUAUAUCGCCGGAAGUCGCUCCGUCAAAGAUCUCUUCGACAAGCAACUCCGGGUCAAGGAAGUCAUAAAGCUCCCAAAAGGGUUUGGAAUUGUCUUGUCGGGAGAAGCCAUGAAGCUACAAAAGAGAGUUCGUGAUUACAUCAGAAAUAAUGCUGGACUUAUCACCAAAAUGAUCGAGAACAGUACCACUCCAUUACAGCAACCAGAAAAAAGUGAAGCCGAGGAACAGGCUACAGAGCUGUUUUCUGCUAACUCCUCGUUAUUUAAUGAGAUUCUUUUUGUGCUGUUGCAAACACUUGGGGCUGCUGUCCUCUGUGGACUCGUUUGGGAAGCCAUUCGCAAACUUCGCGCUCGAAGAAAAAAAGUACUUCCAGGUAAGUCAGUCAAAGGGCAUGGCAAAGCGAGACUGAUGACACAAAGAAAUGAGAUGCUGAAGACAGUGCAAAAUUUUCAUGACAGUUUCCGACAACUUUACAUGGAUUUAACAUAUAAAAGUGUUCAGGAACUUCGACGUUUUGAGCAAGAACGAAACCGACGAAAACAGAGUCGGAAAAAUGCUUGGACGUGA
Messenger RNA from Pocillopora damicornis (cauliflower coral), 1833 nucleotides. RefSeq lists its product as uncharacterized. Gene Ontology annotation, molecular function: protein binding. NCBI's taxonomy places the organism in Eukaryota, Metazoa, Cnidaria, Anthozoa, Scleractinia, Pocilloporidae. The record is from RefSeq and is a predicted model, not a curated record. Gene Ontology annotation, biological process: cell-cell adhesion.